ACCUGCUGCCUAAGGCUGGGGAUGUCGUUUCCACAGCCUUACCGCAUCAAUACGAGACCGAUACCCUUGCAUGUGAGAAAAGUGGCGUGGUGUGGUGUGGUGUGGUGGUUGUUCUUGUCUCUUCACCAGUGCCCCCCCGGCUAUGUCAUCCACACCGCGGGGGGCUCUGUGCUCAUGGCCAUGGGGGCCCAGUGAAUAGAGGGAGCUUGCUCUUUCCCCAUGCAUUGCAAUGAGCAUCCACCAUGAGGAAGGACGAACAACGGUAUCAACUCGCUCCAACCGCGGAGGAGGGAGAAGACCUCAACGACCAUGAGACCCUGUCCGAGACCGCGGGGAAACGCGCGACCCCCAGCCCGCGCCAGCGCACCCAGCUGCGGAUACACUACAGCAUUAUCACGGUCGCAUACACGCUGCUCAUCCCCCUCUACCUCCUCCUCCUGACCCAUAACCCGCUCGCCCUCGACAGACUCAUCACCACCCCUAACAACGCCAUCUUCCCGUCCCUCCGCACCGCCAACGCCGUAGGGUACGAAACCCGCCCGUGGCGCGUCCGCCUCCACGACAACCCCUUCGCCGGCAAACCGCGGCCGGAGCUCGAGGCCGCCUGGCACAUGCUGUUUGAGAAGAACAACAUCCGCGUCACCGAGGAGGACCUCGCCUUCUACAACGUCACCUCGCUCCCGAUCGUCGGGCCCGCAGGCGAAGGUCCUGGGGGGUUCGUCGGCCAGCUGGGGGUGUUCCACGAGCUCCACUGCCUCAAGCGCAUCCGCCACUGGAUCUACCGCGACCAUUAUCUGGCGGACGCCCCGGCGGCGGUGCUGGUGGAAGAGGAGGCGCACGUCGACCACUGUGUCGAGUUGCUCCGGGAGGCGAGUCUGUGUCGGGCGGACGUGACGCUGAGUGGGUUCCGGUGGAUUCAGACCGGUCCGGAGGGCAAGCAGAAGGAAUUGACGGUCGAAGCCAAGGGGAAUCAUGUCUGCAUCGAUUGGGAGCGACUGCGGGCGUGGAAUGAUGCACGAGCGGUGGAUGCGUGGGAGCCCGGGGUUCUGGGUGGCGCUUAGACUGAUGACUUCACUCUAUGUAUAUGGCAGAUGGCUUGGACUUGUAAAGAUCAUGAUCCAUUAUAGGUUGAAUAGAAUAAAGAAACUCGUGGUCUGUAUACACUGCAGAGAAUGCUAGG
Aspergillus aculeatinus CBS 121060 is the source of this 1180-nucleotide messenger RNA. Its product is annotated as oxidase ustYa family protein. Lineage: Eukaryota; Fungi; Ascomycota; Eurotiomycetes; Eurotiales; Aspergillaceae. The record is from RefSeq and is a predicted model, not a curated record. Bases 243 to 1061 code for a protein of 272 amino acids. The transcript has a single exon. Gene Ontology annotation, biological process: mycotoxin biosynthetic process.